UUGAUUUUGAGUUCCAGGAUGAUGUUGCGAAUAUGAGUGAUGUGUUUGAUGUGAUGACCCCCGAAGAGAUAUUUAAUUGGAAGCUGAAAUGUGUAUCGAAGCUUUUAGCAGAAACCCCUAGUUUCCAAAACAUCCUGUUGUGUAAAGAUUAUGAGAAUAAAGAUGGUGAUGUAAACGUUCACCCAAUUAAUAAUUUCCUAGCUGUUUAUGGAAUACGCUCAUCACAUUUGAGAAAAAUAGGGUCCGAACAUGCUAUUAUAAUUCAUAAAGGUAAGAAUAGUGCCCAAUGUAAACGUCUCCGUCAAUUAGCAUUAAGACACAAG
Molecule: messenger RNA, 323 nt
Organism: Ambispora leptoticha
Lineage: Eukaryota; Fungi; Glomeromycota; Glomeromycetes; Archaeosporales; Ambisporaceae
Source: the annotation of a GenBank genome assembly